CAACCGCCAAAAUGUCUCCUGGAAUGACCCUUUUCGCCGUUCAGGCAAUCCUCAUCCUCGGCACUGAGGAUGGCUCCCGGAUAUUCGCCAAAUACUUUUCCCCGCCUCACGCCGCUCCCACUGGCGGCGCAAGCAUACCGAGCCACCCGUAUACCGACCUGAAGGCGCAGAAGGCAUUCGAGAAGGGCCUCAUUGACAAGACAGCCAAGCAGACGGGCGACAUCAUCCUCUACGACAACCGGAUCGUCCUGUACAAGAUGGAAUCCGACGUCAUGCUCUACGUUGUUGGUGCUGCCGACGAGAACGAGAUUUUGCUCUAUAAUACCGUGCUGGCUCUUCGUGAUUCUCUGCACCUUCUGUUUAAGCAAUCCGUUGACAAGAGGACCAUUGUCGAAAACUACGACCUCGUCUCGCUGGCCAUUGAUGAGAUUGUCGACGACGGUAUCAUCCUGGAGACGGACCCUACCAUCAUUGUCCAGCGGGUCAGCCGUGCGCCCACCCAGGACGUUCCCUUGGGCCGUAUCGACUUCAGCGAACAGGGCGUUAACAACCUGGCACAACUCGGCAAGUCGAAGCUGACGGAUUGGCUUCGCCAGGGGCUGUAAAUACAAGACCUGGGAAUUGGUUGGAGUUAAUGUCGUUCACAGCGGUCUGUUGCACUAAAAGAUUACUUUUAUAGUUGAUUAUUCCUUGGUUUUCUUUAUUCCUUGAAACGCGAGAUCGGUUUAUAUACAGGGCAGGGGUAUAACGAAUCUAUGCAUCUUCCUCUUUUUUGCUCUAU
This is a messenger RNA of Trichoderma virens Gv29-8, 781 nucleotides long. Its product is annotated as clathrin adaptor complex. Gene Ontology annotation, biological process: intracellular protein transport; retrograde vesicle-mediated transport, Golgi to endoplasmic reticulum; intra-Golgi vesicle-mediated transport. NCBI's taxonomy places the organism in Eukaryota, Fungi, Ascomycota, Sordariomycetes, Hypocreales, Hypocreaceae. The record is from RefSeq and is a predicted model, not a curated record. The transcript is spliced from 3 exons. The coding region runs from base 12 to 605 and encodes 197 amino acids. Gene Ontology annotation, cellular component: COPI vesicle coat.